UUAAAAAAACCUUUCCCUCCCAUCUUGCCUAAAAAUUUCACAGUUUAUAUACAUGCACUAGCAAAACUUUCAUGUACUUUUAAAAUAAACAUUAAUCUAAAAUUAAACGCGUUUUAAGUUUUAUUCAAAACGUAAUAUUGGAUACGUUCAUUCAUGUAAAAUUUAGAUAUGCAGAUUCACUUUAUUCUAAAUGCAAUGUUUGAAAAGUUUCUAUUUUGCUGGAAGCAUAAAAUCAGUGCAGUAUUAAUGGCAUGUACAUCACUGAUACUGGGCAUAACAGGGACUAUAUACUUUUCCUUAAAAAAGUACCAUAUUACAGAGCCAACAUCUAUUGCUAGUAACUUCUUGGUAAUUUCCAUAUUCCAUAUCAUUGUCAGUUUAGUGCUUAUGUCUGGAAUCAUAUGGGAAAGUCCCAUUCUGAUUCUCGCGUACGAGUUUAUUCAUAUAUCAGUCCUAAUUAGCUUACUAGUUUUCGUAAUGGUCAGCAGUAAAAAGAAUUAUUUAUUUUGGAUUGUUUUGGCAAUCGCAUCAUAUGUUUUAGUUUAUUGGAUGCUUUGUAUUCACUUAUUCUAUAGGCAGCUUGGACUCAAAGUGAAAAGUUCAAUAAAGUAUGUCGACAGGGAUGUCUAUAGUGUAUGUAAUAAGUUGUAUGUCAAUAGAGAUGCUUGUAAAUUUUAAAUUUUUCAGAUUGUACUUGACAAAUUGACAAAAAUAGAGAUAUUUUUUACAA
Messenger RNA from Anthonomus grandis grandis, 730 nucleotides. RefSeq lists its product as uncharacterized. Lineage: Eukaryota; Metazoa; Arthropoda; Insecta; Coleoptera; Curculionidae. The record is from RefSeq and is a predicted model, not a curated record. The transcript has 5 exons. The coding region runs from base 169 to 678 and encodes 169 amino acids.